Messenger RNA from Adineta steineri, 825 nucleotides. Lineage: Eukaryota; Metazoa; Rotifera; Eurotatoria; Adinetida; Adinetidae. The record is from the annotation of a GenBank genome assembly.
AUGACCCACCAUAUUGUUGAACGCCCUAUAGGUGGAAAUCAAGAUAAGUUCUUUUUAUGGGCAAUGGUUAUUCUUCCAAUUUUAUCAUUGUGUGCAUAUGUUGGCGAUGCAUUUUACUUUUAUCAUGAAGCCCUUGAACAAACUCCAUCACUCUAUGAAGGUCUACUCUCGACAAUUCUUAUUCUCUUUGCCUACCUUCAAUACUGUGCACCAAUCAAAUCAAGAGAAUUACGUUUGGCUUAUCAUAUCUUGCUAUAUAUACUUAUCGAAACUGGACAUGUUGGCUAUAUUUUCGCAUACAGUUGUACAAAGGAUCUAUUCUCUGUUAUAAUAUUUGUGGGGUGGAUGCUAUGUGAUACAUUUUUUACAGCAGGAUUAAUCUAUUGUCGUAUAUAUCGUCAACUUCAUUUCCACAUUGAAGUGGAAAAUAAACAUAUUUUUCAUUUUAUAUCUCGAUUAGAUGUCAUCCUUGCUCUUUUUAUACCUGUCUUUCUUAAUAAGGAUCUUUCAACAACUACUCGUGAUAGUAUUGCAUUCUUUCUAUUAUUUGAUUUCUUCUCGGAGAAAUACGAACACUUUAGUAGUAUUUGGAUCAAAGCUUGUCUUUAUUUAUUCGCCGCUGUUACAACGAUUUCCAUCGCAUGUGAAUGGCUCUACUUUCGUUUUGACGAAGACGUCUUUAAUAGCAUUACCGACAUAGCUGAACUUGUUGCUGGAUGUUUGUGCAACUCUCUAAUUAUUAUGCAAUUUUUUCCUUAUCAUUUCAAGCCAAGGCAUUUACAAGAAAUGGCACAUCAGUCACAAGUUGCUGUCGUUGGUACUUAA